This is a messenger RNA of Plenodomus lingam JN3, 1338 nucleotides long. RefSeq lists its product as uncharacterized. The record is from RefSeq and is a predicted model, not a curated record. Gene Ontology annotation, biological process: calcium ion transmembrane transport; intracellular calcium ion homeostasis. Gene Ontology annotation, cellular component: fungal-type vacuole membrane. Gene Ontology annotation, molecular function: calcium:proton antiporter activity. Lineage: Eukaryota; Fungi; Ascomycota; Dothideomycetes; Pleosporales; Leptosphaeriaceae.
AUGCCCUCGAAUCACCACAACCCCGAGUCUACACCCUUGCUGCACAGCAUCAUCCCUCAACACAUCCAUCCCGACGGCGAGAGCGGUCGUUCUGGAUUUCAUGCAUCCCACUUCUUGCACGUCUCAUGGCGGUCUGGCAGCAAUGCAGCGAAAUAUGUUAAUAUCCUCUGGCCUUUCGUCAUCGUUGCCAUUGUCCUACAUUUUGUGACACCUGGGCUCCCUAUCGCAAUCUUCGCAACCAGCUACAUUGCCAUGAUACCGGUGGCUAACUUGCUGGGGUUCGCUGGCCAGGAAUUCGCAAGAAAGAUGCCAAAGGUAUCUGGGAUCUUGAUUGAAACGGCAUUUGGAUCCAUUGUCGAGAUCAUUCUUUUCAUUAUCCUCAUCACGAAGCAUCACUCUGGAGAUGGGUCCUCUGAACAUGGCAAUCUCAUCCCUGUGAUUCAGGCCGCCAUUUUGGGGUCGAUUCUGACCAACCUUUUACUAUGCUUGGGGCUUUGCUUCUUUGUCGGUGGCCUUCGUCAAGCUAGCCAGAAGUUCCACGCAUCUGUUAGCGAAGUUGGAAGCGGUUUGCUUCUCGUCGCUGGGUUCGGACUGUUGAUCCCGAGUGCAUACUAUUCCGCACUCAAAGGACAGGCUGUUCGAGCGGCCUCGAAGCAUCAUGAGUUCACAGAUGAAAUUCUGAACCACAACGUUCUCAGGAUCAGUCAGAUCACGUCUAUUCUGCUGAUGAUCUCUUUCUGCAUCUUUAUCUUUUACAACGCCCGCUCAAACCACUCGAUCUUCGACUCCGUCCUUGAAGCCGACGAACACGCCGAUCUGGACCACCACGAGGAUGUAUCAAAGCCCAAGUUUACAUUCACCGAGUGUAUAGUUGCCCUUGUAUUUUCUCUCGCUAUCGUCACUCUCCUCGCUGUUUUCCUCGUUGAGCGCAUCGAAGAUGUUGUUGAAGCUGGUAUCCCAGAUCAAUUCCUUGGUCUCAUCAUGCUGCCGUUUGUCGAAAAGGCUGCCGAGCAUCUGACGGCCAUUGACGAGGCGUGGGACGGCCAGAUCAACUUUGCCUUAUUUCACUGCAUUGGCCCGUCCAUCCAGACAGCACUCUUCAAUGCACCGUUGGUUGUCGUUGUGGGAUGGAUCAUGGGCAAGGAUAUGGAUCUUAACUUCGAGAUCUUUAUGAUUGUGCUCUUAGUGCUUUCGAUCGUAGUUGUUGGCAAUUUUCUGAGGGAUGGCGAAUCCAACUAUCUCGAGGGCGCUCUGCUGGUCAUCGUGUACGUGAUUGUUGCAGUCGCUGCUUGGUAUUACCCCAAUCCUGACGUUGCAACUUCGAAUGGGUCUGAGUAA